Messenger RNA from Dromiciops gliroides (monito del monte), 4135 nucleotides. It is a transcript of the gene EFCAB8, whose product is annotated as EF-hand calcium binding domain 8. The transcript is spliced from 27 exons. The record is from RefSeq and is a predicted model, not a curated record. Gene Ontology annotation, molecular function: protein binding. Bases 1 to 3963 code for a protein of 1320 amino acids. Lineage: Eukaryota; Metazoa; Chordata; Mammalia; Microbiotheria; Microbiotheriidae.
AUGACUGGUGGAGUUGUCAGGGAAGGCUUCAUAGAAGUGGUGGCAUUUGAGCUGAGCCUCCUUAGGGGAAGAAGUCGGGAAGGGUCAAGUAAAACAUCUGGGGAUGAAAAAUCCGGAAAACAUAUCUCAUGUCACAAGGCCUUGAAGUCAGAUGGACCAAGGAAGACCCGAGCCAAAUCUGAGACAACCACAACUAGCCAGUCUUUCUGCUCCCAGCCAGAUACAGAUGCAUGUAUUAACCAGGAGAAACUACAAACAUUGGAGAAAAUGUUUGAAAAGACUGCAGACCACACUGGAGCUUUGGACAUGGAAGGUUUUCAAAAGGUGAUGAAGGAGACAUUUUCAUCCGUCACUGAUGAAGCCCUGGAAUCCCUAUUCUGGAAGGUGGAUGCAGAUUGUGAUGGAUUGGUGACCUGGCGCAAGUAUCUAGAUUACCUGAUGCGGGAGUUCAAAGGGAAAGAAGAGAGGAGGAAAGGCCAGUAUCGACUGCGUCUCCAACCUCCAAUGAAGAUUGUUCCACUGAAUCAUGGACAUGAGAUUGUGAAGUUGCAAUACUUAGCCAGUCAGUAUCAGGGAUCAACAGGGCGCUUCCUAACUGUCACCAAAGAUGGGAUCCUUCAGUUCUGGGAUGAAUCCUUCAAGCUGCUCCGGACAGUCCAUCUGGACCAGACAAAUCGUCGUCACACUCAGCAGAUGUGGGUCAAUGACAUGGUAUGUCUGGGUAACAUCAACCUGAUAGCGAUUGCAUCCACAGACCAGGAUUUAGAAUUUUUUGACAUUUCUGGAAACAAAUGCCAAAGGACUUUUAUCUUCAUUGACCUGGACAGUUGUGCCUUAGUCAUGGAUUACUGGACAGACCAACACAAAGCCGUAUUUUGUGUUGGUGAUACAAAGGGCAAUGUCCUCAUCUUUGUCUCCGAUGAUAUUGCGGAGUCUGGAUUGUUUCACCCACAUAUCUUCCAGGUCAAAACAAAGGUUGAUCUCGGGAAACCAGAACCAGGUGGUCCUUACAUCAAAAUCUCCAUGCAGAAUCUUCUAACUAAAAAAUCUAAAAUACAUAGAAGUUACCGACUGAAGGCAAUUCACACCAACUGGUGUCAACAGAUCAAGUUCAUCCCCCAGCUGAAUUUGGUGGCCUCUUGCUCAGCCAUUGACAAUACAGCUAUGGUCCUGACACUUGUGCCAACUAGAACUGAUCAUCUGAAAACUUCCACGAUGACGUUGAGGAAGGGAAUUCUUUGUUUCGAUUACUGUCCAGACAGGAACUUCCUUGUGACAGGUGGUUAUGAUCCAAUCAUUCUCCUGUGGAAUCCCCUCUUCAUAAAGAAGCCCAUGUGGCGGAUGAAGGGCCACCAGACCUCAGUGACUCACGUUAUUGUGAAUGGAAAAAGCAGCUGCAUCAUCAGCAUCUCCAAAGACAAAAACAUCCGUCUAUGGGAUAUACACAACUUUCUGUGUUUCCAGUCCUUUUCAGGGAAGUUUUUUGCCCUAGGGAAUCAUCCUAUUACCAGCGCUUACUUCCACAAAGCCAGUGACACCUUUAUAUGUGGGACCUAUUCGAUUGGGAUUCUUAGUGGCUAUUUGGAAGCCCAGGUAGGGAACUUGAAAAUAGAGGAAGAUUCUACCACCCACCAUACAGCCGUGUGUGGGGUCCUUUAUAGCAAGACUUUCAGGCAGGUGGUGACUGGCAGCUUGCACGGCGUGGUGAGCGUGUGGGAGUUGGUGACAGGGAAGAAGGUGGUGGAGUUUGCAGCAUCAGAGUCCAAGGAAGUGGAGCUCACAGCGAUGGCCCUGGAUGAGCUGGAGCGGUGCCUCAUCACCGGCACGAGAAAUGGGACAGUCAAAAUGUGGAAUUAUAACAUCGGGGUCUGCCUGCUGCACUUUCCCAAUCCAGAUCAAAUGGAGAUCAGUGGCAUUGCUCAUGUGAAUGGGGUAUUCUACGUGGCAGGGUGGAGUAAGAGGAUCUCUUGGUACCUGUAUCGAAACAAGGAAGUAGUCCCGCUGUUUGACCACUGGCCUUACUUUCACACUGAGGAUAUCCUGUGUCUCGCCAAGUACCGUAGCCACAUCCUGGGAUCAGCUUCCUACAACGGUGACAUUUUCAUCUGGAAUGUCAGUUGGGGGAAGCCCCUUGUUCAUUUCAAUGCUUUGAGGAGCCCCCUGGCCUUGAAGCCCAAGAAGGUCUUCAUGGAGGAGAAUCGCAUGACACUUGCUGACUUAGUGAACAGGACUACCAAGGUCAAGAAGUACUGGGCAAAAAAGUCCCCCUGGCGGCCCCUGAGUGGGAAUUCUGCCAAGGCUCAGAGUGGCAGGAACUUGACCUCUGCCCCACCUGCGAUGAGACGCACGGGAGAAAAGGAACGGUCGUUUCAGCGUGCUCCUCUUUUUUUCCAGAAACCUCACAGUGCUGGCAGCUCUAAGGCAACGAGACCUCAAGCCAAGACUUGGAUCCGGAGCAGAGAUUUGCUGAAAGAAAAUGAAGAUUAUGCUAGGCACAAAGAAAAGAAAGACUCAUUGGCGGCUGUGGAGAAGAUCAUUUUCCUGCCCACCCGUAAUCGGACCCCUCGAACGGCCACCCUUCUGAGCAGUGCUGGCAAUGGCUAUAUUUAUGCUUGGUCGAUUCAUGACAAAGGGGGCUUGCUGGGAAAAUUCCAGCCAGGGGGUAAUCAAUAUCAGGAUUCAGUUGUUAGUGCCAUGGUCAGUGAUGAAAAGGACUGGAUCCUAAUAACUGGAGACUCCAAAGGGUACCUCAAGAUCUGGGACAUCAAGGAUUACUGUAGACUGGCCAGUGAACAGAAGACAUCUCUUAUUUGGGAAGAAAGACGUGUUCAGGAAAAUAUUUAUCGGGAUUUAAUUCCUGCAGAGAGUCAAGUAGAAAUACAACAGGAAUCCCUGGAGACUGAAGAGGUCAUUGGUGGCCAUGCUAUUUCCCUAGUCCCCCCAGAGCUCCUGAUCUCCUGGGAGGCUCAUGAUGAAGGUGUGACUGAUGUAGCCUUUGGGGACCAUUUCCAUGUGAUCAUCACUGCUGGUGCAGACCAUAAUGUCAAGGCCUGGAAGAUCUCUGGCGAGGCUAUUGGAACCUUUGGCUUGUGCCUUUGGAGGAGACUUGUGCCUGUGGGGAAGAUUGACUCCGUCCAAAAAUCAUCCAUCACAGAACCUACAGAAGUGCCCGAGAUAAAGGAAGUCUGUGAUGAAGAAGAUACCUACACUAAGGUCCUAAUGCAGCAGCGGAGGGAUCAGAUGGAGUUAAUGUCCCUACUGCACAGCAAGUCUCCAGAGGCCAUGAUCAGACUAAGGAAGUUGGCUGAGCAGAGUAUUCUGGGGUCCGUCAAAGCUGGCGAGGGUGUUGAGGACACUUGGAACAAAUGGAAGACAGCUGGGAUGCUGAGAAGUGACAUCAUUGGAAAGGCUUAUAAACCAAAGGAACGGCCACGUGUACCAGAGACUCCGAUUUUACCACCGAAGUUUGUGAUGGACAAAGAGAUCUCUCCCUGGGUCUAUAGAAGCCUCCCUUACAAAGACCUGCAAGAUUUGACCCGGUCCAACAUGGCCAUCUUGAAAACAACUCAGACUCCUAAGAAAAAACACGUCUGGUUAGUCACCCAGCAGAUCAUCAGGAGCCUCUCUCUGGUCAGGCAGUUGCCCAUGGAAGCUCCCAUCCAGUCACAGAGCCUCUCUUUCACCAGCUCAAUGUCAUCCAAGAAUUCUUCGGUCACCUCAAUAUCUUCUUUGAAGCUGUCUUCAGUCUCCUCCCUUUCUUCUUUAAAGCAGUCGUCCGUCUCUUCAGCAUCAGCAGUCUCAAAGAAGCCAUUGCAUUCUUCCUCAGUAUCUUCCAGGAGGAAGGUACCUUCAAAUUCUUCUUCAUCCACGGCCACCAAGUCGUCCAUCACAAUAAGUUCAGUGCCUUCGGUAAAGUCUUCAACCCCAGCCUUAAAGCCUUUGAAGUCAAUCCUUAAAGGGUGACCUGGGUGGGCUGCUAGCCCAGGCCCCUUCUCUCAGUGAAGUUGCCAGCCUGUUGAGGUGAACAUAGGAGAUGGAUGGACUCUUUGCUUACUUUGCCAGGCCAAUUAAAGUGUGGGCUUGGUUGUUCCACUCUAGCCCAAUAUUCCCUUCCAGAAUUAUUCCCCUCUCCCAU